Molecule: messenger RNA, 2712 nt
Organism: Cololabis saira (Pacific saury)
Lineage: Eukaryota; Metazoa; Chordata; Actinopteri; Beloniformes; Belonidae
Product: 4-trimethylaminobutyraldehyde dehydrogenase
Exons: 12
Coding region: 239-1756 (505 amino acids)
Molecular function (GO): aminobutyraldehyde dehydrogenase (NAD+) activity; 4-trimethylammoniobutyraldehyde dehydrogenase (NAD+) activity
Source: RefSeq, a predicted model, not a curated record
CCUUUUUUCCCUAUCUCCCUUUUCACCCUCAACCGGCCAAAGUCCGAGUCCGGCUGACAAUGGCGCUUUUUCGCAAUUUUACUCCAGAACACGUCACUGGAUCGGCAGAUUGUGGCCCGUUUAUCUCUCCAUAGGACGGUCCUGCUCGGUCCUGCUCGGCCCAGCCCGAAACGUGGCGUGAAAUCAGAAGUGUACGGGAUUUGGCACCUUGUUUCCGGAGGCAACAUUUUGAGUGAAAAUGUCGACGUCCCUUCUCGACACGACCCCCGGCCCUUCGACGGGGACUGCGGUGGUCAGAGGUCCGCUGAACUUCUGGGGGGGGAACCGAGUGAAACCCAGACAAGAGCAAGGGGCCGAGCCGGUGUUUGAGCCCGCAACUGGCCGAGUCUUGUGUCAGACGGUUCCCUGCGGAGCUGAAGAGGUGGAUGAAGCCAUACAGAGUGCUCACACUGCUUACCUAAAAUGGAGCAAAAUGGCUGGCAUGGAAAGAGCUCGCGUAAUGCUCGAGGCCGCGCGCAUUAUCAGGGAAAGAAGGGAGAAGAUUGCAACACUAGAAGUAAUUAACAAUGGCAAGUCCAUCACUGAAGCUCUAGUGGACAUUGAUAUAGCCUGGCAGUGUAUUGAAUAUUAUGCUGGCAUGGCGGGUACACUUGCAGGUCAGCACAUCAAACUACCUGGUGGAGCAUUUGCUUACACCAGGCGAGAGCCCCUUGGUGUGUGUGUUGGAAUUGGUGCAUGGAACUACCCUUUCCAGAUUGCAUCAUGGAAGUCUGCACCCGCCCUAGCAUGUGGUAAUGCUAUGGUGUUCAAGCCCUCUCCCAUGACACCUGUGACUGCCGUCAUCUUAGCAGAAAUCUACAAAGAGGCAGGAGUACCUGAUGGUCUCUUCUGCGUAGUUCAAGGUGGGGCAGAGACUGGCUCCUUGCUCUGUUAUCAUCCAAAGGUUGCUAAAGUCUCUUUUACUGGCAGUGUUCCCACAGGCAAAAAGGUCAUGGAAAUGUCUGCAAAAGGUGUGAAACAGGUGACUUUGGAGCUUGGAGGGAAGUCCCCCCUCAUUAUCUUCAAUGACUGUGAUUUGGAGAACGCGGUGAAAGGGGCACUCAUGGCAAACUUCCUCACACAGGGGCAGGUUUGCUGCAAUGGGACCAGAGUAUUUGUGCAAAGAGCUAUCAUGCCACAGUUCCUGCAGGAAGUUGUCAAAAGGACCAAGGCCAUCCUUGUGGGUGACCCAUUGCUUGAAAGCACCCGAAUGGGAGCGCUCAUCAGCAAGCCCCACCUAGAGAAAGUGCUGGGAUUCAUCAGUCAAGCCAAGAAAGAGGGUGCUACAGUUCUUUGUGGAGGAGAGUCUUUCAUCCCAAGUAACUCCCAGUUGAAGGAGGGGUAUUUCAUGUCACCCUGUGUACUAGACAACUGCAGAGAUGACAUGACCUGUGUGAAGGAGGAGAUUUUUGGCCCCGUCAUGUGUGUCCUGCCUUUUGACACAGAGGAAGAAGUGAUAGCGAGGGCUAACAACACCACCUUUGGACUGGCCUCAGGGGUCUUUACCAGGGACAUAUCUCGUGCACAUCGUGUGGCUGAGAACCUGGAGGCAGGAACCUGCUACAUUAACAACUACAACAUUGGCGGUGUAGAAGUGCCAUUUGGAGGAUACAAGAUGUCAGGGUUUGGCAGAGAGAACGGCCAAGUGACAAUUGAGUACUAUUCCCAGCUGAAGACUGUGAUUGUGGAAAUGGGCGACGUACAAGAUUAUUUCUAACUCACCAAGGUUGCACUUGCAUAUCAGAAUCAAAAUCCAUUCAUUUAUGUGCCAGGCAUGAGAUUAGGGCUGCAACUAACGACUAUUUUAAUAGUCGACUAGUCACCGACUAUUGAAACGAUAAGUCGACUAAUCAGAUAAUUAGUAAUUUUUUUUAAAUUUAGUAUGAGGUUGCUUUAAUUAUUUGACAAAUGAUAAUAAACGAAAGAAAGAUGGGUUCUAGAAUGUUUUCUUCAUCCUGCUCCCGCUGAAUUUAUGACCAUUACCAUCCGCUCCCUCAACGUGUGUGUUACACUCCCGCUGGCUUCCGUUUUUAUAUCCACUCCCGCCCGCUCUUGCAAAACUCUGAGAAUUCAUGCCCGCACAAUGAUAGAGAUGCAUUUAUUUAGUAUCUUCCCUCGUCCCGCAAGAGAAAUGUCCAGACAAAUCUAUCUGAUUUAAUGUUAACAUUAUCAUUGUGGAGCUGAUGGAUAAUUGAUAGUUCAUAGGUCCCUGACUGAAAGUUAGAUGCAAAUCCAUCAUUGUCAUCAUCGCAUAAGCUUUUUCGCCUUUCAUGGAUGCAUCCAUCCAUCCAUCCAUCCAUCCAUCCAUCCAUCAUCUAUACCCGCUUUAUCCUCAGCAGGGUCACGGGGGUCUGCUGGAGUCUAUCCCAGCUAAUAUUCAGGCGAGAGGAGGGGUACAACCUGGACAGGUCGCCAGUCCAUCGCAGGCCUUUCACGCACGCAUCAACUAUGUGAUUGAUGUUAUAGCAACGAGAGUGGCUCAAAUAACACUAAUAAAUAACAUGAAAUAAACAAAGUUAACAAAUGAAACAAAAAUAGGCUUAAUAUCUUACCAAGGCGAGAUGUGAAAAUACAGUACAAUAAAGGUGUUUUGUUAUGUGGUCUUACAUUUUUGAUCAACUGAUGAACAGCUCAUUUCAGUUCAAUUGUUUUCAAUAAAUUGCCUGCUCCAAA